AAUCCGGUACUAAGGUACGAACCAAACGCCAUCUUUAGUCACAACCAAAAACAGAUUCGAAUGCGCUACGCAAAUUGGGGAACAGAGGUCUGGAGCUUUCAGCUUUCGAGUCAGGGAAAGUAGACGGAAACUGAUCAAAAUCUCUCAUCCUCUAGCCUCUGAGACUAGAGGUUGAGUAACCAUGGCUUUUCUCCCCAUCCAAAUAGUUGUAUUAAUGCAGCUCUUGAUGAUUUUAGUUGCAUCCUUAUGUCUUAUGAAAAUUAAUGGUGUGGAUCUUGGAGAAGAAUUAACGGGAGGAGUACACGGAGGAGGCUCAGGUCAAGAACAAAGAGAGUUUGAUUACUUCAAGCUGGCUCUUCAAUGGCCAGGCACCAUUUGUCAAGGAAAUCACCGGUGUUGUGCCUCCAAUGGUUGUUGCCAAGGCUCGAAUUCGCUAUCUGAAUUUACAAUACAUGGACUAUGGCCUGAUUACAAUGAUGGAUCUUGGCCAGCCUGUUGCAAUGGUCCCAGAUAUGAUUCCAAAGAGGUGCUUUGUCUGACCAUGCUCUGCUUUGGACAUGAACAUGCUUUCAAUCGAACUUCCAUCCAAAAUACCAUUUCAACACUGACUGAUGUUCUCAAGAAGUAUUGGCCAUCUUUAAGUUGUAGUAAAUCAUCAACAUGCCAUGGAGGGAAAGGAACAUUUUGGGCUCAUGAGUGGGAAAAGCAUGGGACAUGUUGCUCUCCUGUUAUUCGUGAUGAAUACAGCUAUUUUUUGACGGCUAUUAAUGUCUACUCCAAGUAUAAUGUCACACAAGUUCUGAAUGAAGCUGGAUAUUUACCAUCAAACUCUGAAAAGUAUCCUCUAGGGGGCAUAAUCGCAGCAAUUCAAAAUGCUUUCCAUGCAACACCGGAGCUCCAGUGCAAAGGUGGUGCAGUGGAGGAACUCCGUUUGUGCUUCUUUAAGGAUUUCAAGCCUCGAGAUUGCAUCAGUGAACCUCACAUUGAAAGUUAUCUGGUUGCUUCAAGCUCGUGUCCCAAGUACGUCAGCUUGCCUGAUGUUCAAGCCUCUUCAAGAUAUGCUGACACAAGAGUGGCUUUCUGAAUAAUCAUCAACGUGGAACGUUAUGCCAGUCGUCUUUCAAAGACACCUGUACCAAAUGAAGAGCCAGAGAUCAUCUGGAGAUGAUGUUGUAUGACAGACUAUUAGAAAAUUGAACAUCAAGAAUGGGAUAUUUGUCCCUUUUGGACCAUCAUUGUUAACUGCCUCGGAAUUACAAGAUGUUUGGAGCUGUCUAAAGUUGUAGCAGUGUAUCUGACAUAAAUAUUUCAUCCACUGUAGAUCUUCUCUGGUUGUUUAUAUGUAAUCUGUUAGUAGUUUAUUUGGUCAAACGAUCCUCCUAUUAUCUCCA
Coffea eugenioides is the source of this 1391-nucleotide messenger RNA. Its product is annotated as ribonuclease 2-like. Gene Ontology annotation, cellular component: extracellular region. Gene Ontology annotation, biological process: RNA catabolic process. Gene Ontology annotation, molecular function: RNA binding; ribonuclease T2 activity. Lineage: Eukaryota; Viridiplantae; Streptophyta; Magnoliopsida; Gentianales; Rubiaceae. The record is from RefSeq and is a predicted model, not a curated record. The transcript has 10 exons. Bases 182 to 1084 code for a protein of 300 amino acids.